Molecule: messenger RNA, 680 nt
Organism: Drosophila suzukii
Lineage: Eukaryota; Metazoa; Arthropoda; Insecta; Diptera; Drosophilidae
Source: RefSeq, a predicted model, not a curated record
AUUGCACUCGGACCUCCGAUCGGAAGUACCUAUGUUGAAAGUAGCAUUUUUCCUUAUCGGUGUACUCUUGUCCUGGGCAGAGCCCAGUUCCGUGAGCCUGACUCGCGUCCAGUGCGAGAAGAACUCCAAAUUCUUCAGAACCAUGAACGUCACGUCUGUGAACAGCACAAUCUUCGCGGAUAUCGAGCUGGUCCAGGCCCUAAAGGCCGGCUUCCGAGGUCACGUUGACGUGCAGCUGCGUCUCAGCAAUGCCAAGAAGUUCCAGAGCCUGGUCCAGACCGACACCGACUACUGUGAGCUGCUCUCGACCCUCAAGGACUCGCUCUUCCGGCGGUGGAUCAAGAGCGUAACCAAGAACAGCAACUUCAUGGAGAACUGCCCGGUUCCGGAGGGGCACUACUACCUCAAGGGCUGGCACGUCGACAUGGGUCUGGUGCCCUCCUAUCUGCUGAGCGGCGACUACCGCCUGAGGGCCUUGGUCUACUACGGGAAGUACCGCACCAAGAAGCAGCUGUUUCUCGUCCAGUGCAUGGUGGAGGCAACAGUGCAUAUCAAAUAGUUAAGAGUCUAACCUGAUUUGUGCGAGUGUAAUCGUUUGACCGAAUAAUCAACCUACCGCGCAACUUGAACCGAACAACAAGCCCAUUAAAUGGCUUUAAUUGCUAUAUACAAAAAUCGGU